This is a messenger RNA of Arachis duranensis, 1737 nucleotides long. RefSeq lists its product as uncharacterized. Gene Ontology annotation, molecular function: nucleic acid binding; zinc ion binding. Lineage: Eukaryota; Viridiplantae; Streptophyta; Magnoliopsida; Fabales; Fabaceae. The record is from RefSeq and is a predicted model, not a curated record. Bases 1 to 1488 code for a protein of 495 amino acids. The transcript is spliced from 3 exons.
AUGUAUAAAUCCGAAUUAGGGUUAUUAGGGUUAGAAAAUUUGGGGCUUUUGUCAAGGGCAGUUUCUCCACCACUUGGAGCGCUUCGACAAAGGCCAAGGAGCCAAAGGAUAGCUGAUAGGCGCGAAGGAGAGAUACCCCGCGAGAGAGUUCAAGAGAACCCCGCAGUAAGAGAGGCUCAACCGGACUUAGCAGCUGAAUUGAGGGGAAUGAAUCAAACUCUUAAUGCGGUGUUACAGGUUCUAACAAAUCAAAAUAGGGGUGAAGCGAGACUUCCUAAUGCGCCAAAUCCUCAGCCUCAUAGGGUUCAUCAAUUGUUUGGGGAUCAAGAGCCGCCAAUUGAAAAGUAUUUGAAGUUGAAUUCGUCCACUUUCAAUGGAGAUUCAUUGGAUGAAGAUCCACAACAAUAUCUAGAGGAUGCAAAGAAAGCUAUUCGAGCUCUCAAGUGCACCAAGGAAUGGGCUGUUGAGUUAGUGUCCUACAACUUGCGUGGUUCAGUAAGGUAUUGGUAUGAGUCUCUUCUUGAGAGCAAAGAAGCAGCUGGACUUCCUCCUCCUUCUUGGGAAGAGUUUACUGAAGAGUUUCUUGCUCGAUUCUAUCCAGCUAACAAGCAAGCAGAAGAUGCAAUUGCCUUUGAAAGAUUAAGGCAAGAGAAUAUGACAGUGACUGAGUAUGCUAAGGAGUUUACUAGACUUUCUAAGAGUGCUCCGUACUUGGUGAAUUCAGAAGAGAUGAAAGUUCGUCGUUUCGUUCGUGGAUUGGCAGAACCUAUGUUCACUACUCUUAUGCCUGAAGUCGGACGCAUGUCUUUUAAGGAUGUCCUAAACUCUGCCUAUGGAAUUGAAGCUGGGAUAGCGGAGAGAAAUGCUUUUAAGGAUGUUGGUAAGAAGCCUAAGAUGAAGGGACAAUUUUCUGGUGGAGCUAGUUUAGGAGGAUUUCAGUCUCAUCAUGGUCAGACUAAUCAGCAAGGUUAUUCGGGGUAUCGAGCUCGUCCUCAAGCAUCUUUUGGUGGGGUUGCUUCUUCUGGAUCUGCUCCCAUGAGUGUUUCGAAUCCCAGACCUUUUGUUAAGAGCACCUCUCAAUCUAGUGCACAGGGUUCAAAUCAGACAAGGCCAGCUCAGCCCUAUUGUCUUCAGUGUGGGAGUUACCAUUCCGGUAUAUGUUUCAAGGCUACUGGUGCAUGUUUUGGUUGUGGUCAAUCUGGUCAUCUUAGGAGGGAUUGUCCAAAUCCUAGAGGAGGCUUUGCUCCAGGUAUUGCACGUUCUACAACACCAAUGCCAUCAUCUUCAGCUAUGUCUCUUGGAAAUUCUUCUGGUCCUAGUGGCAGAGGAGCAGGUGGCAGGGGUCAGACUUAUAACAGAGGAGGGAGCCAAAGAGGAAGAGGUCAGGCACGUGUGUAUGCCUUAACACGUCAAGAUGCUCAAGCUUCUCAUGCUGUGGUGGCAGAUACAGGAGUCAUUCCAGGUUCCAUUCCACCUACCCCUCAGUAGAUCUUAGUCAUUUUGGUGAGCCCUUCUUCUUUCCAAGGGCUAAAUAAUUAUGUAAUGGAACCUUUACUCAAAAUCUAGACUAUGUCAAUGCUCCAUAUGUCACAGGCAGGAUCCUCGUGUGUGUUAUGUUAUUUUGAAUCUUGAACUGUUUAGGUAGUGAUUAUGAUUUGGUUAUGUAAGACUUAUAGUUUUAACUAUAUACUCUAGUUAUCAACUUGAUAUAUAUAUAUAUGAUGCGCAUUUUGGAUA